GGCAAGGCCGGAACAUCAUAGAGGAGAGACAUGGGAUUAUUUCAAAGAAGGUAGGGAAAUGGAGAUAGACAUGGAGCCCGCUAGCAUGCGGAACACAUGCAAGGUGGAUGAAUCUUCUAUGUUAAACAAUGUUGAUAUGGCAGAUGGAGAGGAUAGUAACAGAUUGAUUGGAGAUUUGAUUCCCAAAUCUUUCAAGGAAAUUGAGGACCUUGAAGAUUCUGUUAUUUCUUCAGAUGAAGAAACAAAGUUGAAUCAUAAUGAGGAGGUGAUCGAUCAAGUUGAGUUCAACCAUAAUAUGGAGGUGACCUGUCAAAUUGAUAAUAUAAAGGGUACACAUUUGGAUUUUUCAAAAGAAGCAUCAGUGUCAAAUGAUGACGGUGGUUCUACAGUCUUUAGAAACCUGACACAUCCAAUAGUGAGAAGUUUUUUGCAGAAGAGUCAUCGCAUGAAAAGUGUCACGUACUUUCUUCGGUCCUAA
This is a messenger RNA of Macadamia integrifolia, 478 nucleotides long. RefSeq lists its product as uncharacterized. The coding region runs from base 59 to 478 and encodes 139 amino acids. The record is from RefSeq and is a predicted model, not a curated record. Lineage: Eukaryota; Viridiplantae; Streptophyta; Magnoliopsida; Proteales; Proteaceae. The transcript is spliced from 2 exons.